UCUAGCUGUGCGCCAACAACCGAAUGAGUUCUUCACAACCCUCAUCCGUGUCGCGCCAUCCGUUGGACAGCCACCAUUUUUUACAUUGAAGCCUGCUCGAAGUCUUCGGGCUUUCGGGUGCCUCUCAGAGACUACUUGUUUUAUGUGAAAUGCAAUGGCACUCCACUUGGCUGGCGCUUCAUAUCCUUAGCUUUCCGUACUUCGUCUCCGCCGUGCGCGUGCACGAUGACCUGGGCAUUGCGGAACCCGGCUGUGGCCCCUGUGACCAACUGUGCCGCAAGCCGCACCCGUCGCUGCAGAGCAUCUUCGUCGCACCCGACCGACUCAGAGCGGUGACCGCGGAGGACGGUCGCUCGGCGACGCGCUACGUGGUGCGCAGCGAUCAUGAGGACAUCGAGGCCUUGUGUUCCAAAGACCUCGACCUUUGCAACGCCACACUGGUUCCCUAUGUGGAUGCCCUGGAUCCGCUGAAUAUGUCGCGGCUGGAAAUCUACGUGGAUCCCAUAUUGGAGGUGCAGCUCCGCUGGCUGGGCAAGCACCGCGCGUGGCUGUGCCGAAUCGACGAUGACGUUUCCAAGGAAUGUGUUUGUCAGCUGACCGGCCACGAAACACACUCGAGUGUCCUGGAGCGCUUCGGCGCCCUGUUGCCGAAGACGAUGGGUCUCAGAUUGACUGAGGCGCAACUGAAUUUGGAGCGUCGCUGCCCAGAGCCCUCCAUCUUGGAUGGCCUUUGCAGCACCUUGCUGUUCCUCCUUCUGCUCAUUGGCGCUCUAACUCUGGAGGCCCUCCUGGCCCUGCGCCACGAGUUCUCGGGGGCAUCACGCAGAUCGGGCGCGCCGGAUGGAGAGGAGGCUGCUGCAUUCGAAUGGCCUGAGGACGCCGUGAAGGUCCAAAGCCCUUCGCAGAAUUUCUUCACCGGCUUGGGCUGGAGUGGUGGCUUUGUGGGCUGCCUGGUGACCCUGCAGACUGUGACCUUGUCCUAUGUGGAGAAGACGGAUGUGCCCGAGCAGGUGGACUGGGCCAUCAUGUUUUUCCCCUGCUUCUUAGCUGUGCUGGGCUCAUAUCGACUGAUGAAGCUUCUUUGCAAGAAGCAGCUCACCCACUUCUGCUUAAAGCGCGGUGUGCUGCUUUUGGACCCUGCACCUUCCACAAGGAUCGACGUGAUGCUUUUGGCCCUUUUGGGACUCUAUGGUUUGCUGGUGCUGGGCUGCAGCUUUGCCAACCCUCAGGCCAUGGUCGUGGUGGCCUUGCUGGGACCCUUCUGGACGCUCUUGAAGGCCUUGCGCACUGCGAGUGACCUGGAGGAACAGCUUAAAGAAGUGGAAGUGAAAUCGAAGCUUUGGCGAACUGACUUGCCCCAGGUGACCGUUCUCUCUUGGUCUUCCUUGCUGCGCUCCUUCCGCGCUGGCGAUGGCAACAUCACCAAGGCCCACAUCGUUCCUUCCGACGAUGGAAUGCCAGAGGACCACUUCGAGGACUUCAGCUUCCGUGACCUCGCAUGGCACCGUGCGGCCAUCUGGCACCAGGAGGGCUCAAGCAUGGGCUUUUGGGUCUUGCCGAGCUGGGCAGCCUUAGUGGCGGCCUUCCUCGCAAUGUCCUUGUUGCAGGGCACUCUCUACGCUUGCUCCAGGGGACAGCUGAAAGAUCUCCAGCUGGUGACGGAUCUCCAUUCUUUGACCUUCAAGCCCUACCAACAGCGCUACGUAGUGCACAUGGACACCAGCUUCACUCAGGUGGCAUUAUUGGCGACGGGGAAAAUUUCCGCAACUCGUUGGAUCUCCCUGCAGCAGCCGGCAUCGCCCGGGCCAUCGCGGGCACCGAUUCGGAAGCUCUUGGAGGACGAGAGCUUCGCCAGCGAGGAGAUCCAACUUUCGCAGGCUUUGAUUCCACGCGUGAGCACCGUGCAGAUCCAGGGCUUGCGGCCAUGGCUGGAGCCCAGCGAGGUCCACGUGCGCUUCUCCCCGCUGCGCACGCUGCCUUUCUGGGUUGAAGUGAAGGGCGCAGACUUCCACGCGCUCGUGCCGUGGUCGACGAUCCCUGGAAGCAUCAUCAGCUUGCCGCCAGGUGUGGCAGAGAUUGAUUUGACGGUGACGUUGGUCGACUUCUACCUCGGGCUUCCCAUCAGGGAAAGCGACUCAAGCGCCCAUUCGUCGUCUCUGUGGACGGUGUUCGAAGCGAAGGAGCACACAAACAACGAGACCUGCCACAGCCGAUGUAACGAUCAUCCGCAAUGUCUCACUUCCUUCCUGGGGGUGGGUGGAUGCUACUUCGCCUACAACAACCAGUCCUUCCCCGGUGAUGGACCGAUCCAAGGUUUGACCCCCUCCACGCUCCGCCGCCUUGCGGGACGCCUGGACGGCUGCAUAGCGAAGACGCCGACGAAUGGCAACGGCGGUGCUGGUCCGUGUGGGCACUGCCAAGCGGAGCACCACGUGCUGCAAUUCCGCCGCGUGCACCCCGACUGGCAAGGCCGCUCCGCACGUUUAUCGCUGGCACUGGAACUGGACGUUGGGGAGCAACACUUUGACGCGGAGUCGGGCACGCUCGAGUUGCACCAAGGCCGCCCCGCCGCCUCUGACGCGGUGGUGCUUCUGCGGGGCGAAGCGGCCGCGAACGCCACGCUUCCGGCGGUGGAAGCCACACUGAGCUGCGAAGUGUCGGUCGAUUCGGAGGGGAAUGUCCUCGCCACGGUGGGCCAAUAUGAUCCUUUCAACUACUCCUCCCUGCACUUGUUGGUGAUGCCCGUUGUACUGGAUCAAGCCUUCUUCGCUGAGUGGGAGGAUCAUGCAGCCGUGCUCACACCUUCGGAGGUGGCCAUGUACAAGUUCUCCCAGGCCAAACGCUGUGCAAAGAGCAAUUUCCUGCAAAGGCGCUACGCGGUGUGCUCCUCAGCUUCAGCUCCACUGAAGGACCGGCCAAUCCGAGUGGCGCUGUCUCCAUGGACGGGUCUGGAGGAACCGGUGACCUUCAGCAUCUCUCUUCGAGCAGAGCCGCCGAGCAAGCGCAGCGAGCGCAGCGAGCGCAGCUCGUUAUGGCCUCCGGCGAGGCCCCAGGAGCUGAAGGUGAGCUUCAAGGGUGUGGACGGCCCGGCAGCCUGGGCGGCCCAGCGUUACGGCUGUGCACUUCUGCAGAUGCCCAACGUCGCCAAUGAGAGUGUGGCGGCCUCAGCAGACGCCCUAUGCACCUUGAAGGACUGCCCUGGCACCUGCAAGUUGCUGAAGAAGGGCCUUGGUCAUGGGUUCAGCUGGAUUAGCGGCGUGGGCAUGAAGUCCAACCGACCCUUGUUGUCGCCAGAGGCCAUUGUCCAGGCCAUGGUUUGCUUCCAGGGUAGCCAAUGCCAAGUUCCUGGCUGGGAAUACAGCCCACCAGAUUUGCGGCUGAAGUUCACUGGCGCCCGCCUGACGCCCGGCACCCUGGUGCGGCGCCUGGGAGCCUUCCUCGACGACACUGGCGUGGAGUUCCUGGAGCAGUUUCAGGUGGAGCCGGCCACGGAGCAGCUGCAGGACCGGGUCUCCAAGAAAGUGCAAGGCUCCGAAAGCAUUGAUUUGAUGGGCCUUGACAGCGUGAGGGCCAAGUACUAUGCGGUCCACGGAGUCCACCGGCCAGUUCCGACGCUGCCGACACAGAAGGCGAAACCCAAGGAAGAGGUGAAUGAUGAGUUUUAUCGGGAUGUGGCAGAGGCUGUGUGGCACGUCCCGGCGUUGAGCAGCAGAUUCCUUGUCGCAGCAGCACAGCUGGGUGUCAAGAUGCCACGGCAGCUGCUGAUGGCGCUGAUCAAUAAAGGAGGAGCUUUGCCGACCUCAUUGGCCGCGGAGGUCCACGAGGCCUUUCAACGUGUGAAGUUGCUCAAGGUCCACCUACACGACGCGGCGCAGCUGAAGGACGUGGCGAAAGCACUGCAACUGGCGAGGAACCUCACCACCUUGAGAGUUCAACGUCGUUUGUGCGGUACAAAGAUCACCGCAUGUCCCGCGUUCUUUUUGGUGAUGAUCGACUUCUGGACUCAGAAAGCUGUACAAGUUCAUCGAACGGAGUUUUCUGGAAAUAUUUGGCCAACGGGCCAAUGGGUCGUCACAGUCAGCUGGUCGCUAGUCACCUGCACGGCAUGUGGGAAAUGGGCCACUGACCCUGGGCAUCACUGGCCAGAGCUUUGUCCUCAUCUGGGGCGCUUGAAGAGUUUGACCGUCUCGGGUUUCUCCCUUCACGAGGAGAUUUGCCUGGGAGAAAGCUUGAAGACAUUGGAUUUGGGAAGUAACCAGAUCUCAACGUUGCCCACAGACAUCUUCCAGAACCUGACCUCUUUGACUCAGCUCAGGCUGACCAACAACCAGCUAUCCACGCUACCUGCGUCCAUUUUCAGUCAGUUGCCACUUCUUCAGGAGUGUCACUUGGAUAAGAACAAACUGACAUUUUUGCCGGAGACGAUCUUCAGCAACCAGACCUUGCUGGAGGACUUAAAUCUGCAGAACAACCAGCUGUCUCUUGGCAAGAUGAGUGAGAUGCUGAACUCAUUGCGCGUGCUGUAUCUGGGAAAGAACCAUCUCUCCAGCUUACCACCCAAGAUCUUCAAACAUCUCCAGAACUUGAAUAAACUCCACCUCCAGGAGAAUCAGCUGCGCUCUUUGCCCAUGCUGAAAGACCUCUCAAAUCUGCACGAAGUGGAUAUUCAUGAGAAUCCCUUGCCGCAGGCAGAGGUCGAGAAGCUGAAGAAGGAGCUUCCGUCCUUGAGGUUUCUUCGAUCUGAGUAUUCUGAGUGAAGCAGCCGGUUCCGACUGAUCCCACCCGGACGGUGCGUCUGUACGGUGUGAGGCUGUGUAUUUUAUGACAUGCUUUUCUCCUGGUGAAGAACACCCAAAGUCAACUCAACAGUCGACAGAUACGUACCGUUCAGAAUGAUCCCUUUCCCUCGAGGGAUUUGCAAGAUCCGUGCAAUCGAGUGAAUGAAAAAGCAGCGAAAAGGAUUGCGCGCUUUCUCGGAUCGCGCGCAAGCGCGGGGGGUCCAGGAGAAGGAUCGCCACAGAGAGCCCCAUCCGGAAGGUCAUCC
Messenger RNA from Durusdinium trenchii, 5044 nucleotides. Lineage: Eukaryota; Dinophyceae; Suessiales; Symbiodiniaceae. The record is from the annotation of a GenBank genome assembly.